AUGGGGCACCACUGCUGCAGCAAGCAGAAGGUCAAGCGGGGGCUCUGGUCGCCGGAGGAGGACGAGAAGCUCCUCAGGUACAUCACGGCCAACGGACACAGCUGCUGGAGCGCCGUCCCCAAGAACGCCGGGCUGCAGCGGUGCGGCAAGAGCUGCCGGCUCCGCUGGAUCAACUACCUCCGCCCUGACCUCAAGCGCGGCACCUUCACGGAGCAGGAGGAGCGCACCAUCCUCGACGUCCACCGCAUCCUCGGCAACAGGUGGGCACAGAUCGCCAAGCACCUUCCGGGGCGCACGGACAACGAGGUCAAGAACUUCUGGAACUCCUGCAUCAAGAAGAAGCUCAUCGCGCAGGGCCUCGACCCCAAGACACACAACCUGCUCCCGGCAUCCAAGAACCUCCUCCAUGCCCAUGGCGGCAGCGGCAACACCAACAACCCUAGCAACAAUCAUGCCGCCUCCCAGUUUCACUCCUCCAACGGAAACGACACGCCUCCGUUCACCAUCAGCUCCCCGACCAAAGCGCCUGCCACGGUUGCGGUGCCGCCAUCCAUGGUGCCGCCGCCGGGAUUGUACGACGUCCCUAACCCUGGCAUGGCGAAUGGGCAGCAUGACGAGCACGCUCACCACCAUGCUGCAGUGGCGAUGCAGCAGGGCUACCCGUACAACGACCACACCAACAACGGUGCUUUGCUCAUGAGCUUUACGGAUCAGAACAGCGCCGGCGUCCACGCCUCCAUGGACUUCCUGAAUGGCUCCUCUAAUUCGUCUUCUUCCAUGGAGCACGCCGCCGGCAUGCCUAACGCUAGCAACGGCUUCAACCAGGGCAUGGGAAUGUCGGCAUUCAUGGACGAGACGGCAGCAAUGUGGGCAACCGUCGUUGAGCCUGAUGGAAUGGGCGGAGGGAUCGAAAUGUCGCAACAGCACCUGCAGCAGCAAGGGUUGGGACAGGAGGAGGUGGUUGGGCCGCCGGCGCCAAUGAUGAUGAACGGCGGUGCGGCAACUGCCAAGGGCGUGGAUAUUGUGGACGUCUCUUCAGCGAUGUACGGAUCCGCCGUUGCCACCACGGCCUUCGACCUGGAGCUGAUGGAGUCGUGCGGGAUGUUUUACAGCGGCGCCGGCCAUGGCAUCGGCAUAGACCAGCUCCAAUGGGAUUGCUAAGUCAGCUAGCUCGUUAUCCUCAGUUCCUCUCACCCCCUAAUUCGUUCGAUCAUUUCCAUGUUUUAAUUCGAGGCGUUCUAAAUUCCUUUUUUGAUGUGCACUUCCUGUCUUUUUGAUCCAGAAUUUGGUAUAUCGUACUUAUUUUCGAGCAAGAAAUGCAUGCUAAGCUAAAUUUCGAAUUUGACUCA
Messenger RNA from Lolium rigidum, 1349 nucleotides. RefSeq names its product transcription factor MYB26-like. NCBI's taxonomy places the organism in Eukaryota, Viridiplantae, Streptophyta, Magnoliopsida, Poales, Poaceae. The record is from RefSeq and is a predicted model, not a curated record. The transcript is spliced from 3 exons. The coding region runs from base 1 to 1161 and encodes 386 amino acids.